GUCCAUUUUUGGGUCAUCACGUGUGAGGCGCAGCGGAUCGUGGUUCGCAAAUCUUGAUCGUACGGCGGUCUUCUGCUGCCACGUAAUCUCCGUAAUGAAAUCUAGGGCGCUUUCUAGUUAACGAACCCUAAGAACCAGCUCACUCCGGCGCGGAUUUAUAUGUUCGGGAGAACUCGGGGGACGUUGAUUAGAAAGUGAAACCGGAGCCAGAGGGCGGAGCAGGGCAAGAAGAUGGAUCGGUACCAGAGGAUUGAUAAACCUAGGGAGGAAACGCCUAUUAACAAGAAUGAGAUCCGUAUUACGACUCAGGGAAGGAUGCGCAGCUACAUCACUUACGCCUCUAGCCUUCUUCAGGAAGAAGGGUCCAAUGAAAUUGUUUUCAGGGCAAUGGGGAGAGCUAUUAAUAAGACUGUUAUGAUUGUGGAGCUAGUUAAGAGAAGAAUUCCUGGUCUUCAUCAAAUUACUUCAACUGGUUCUGCAGAUAUAACCGAUACAUGGGAGCCAUUAGAAGAAGGCUUACUCCCGCUUGAGACCACUAGGCAUGUAUCCAUGAUCAGCAUAACCCUCUCUAAAGUGGAGCUGGAUAAGUCUUCUGUUGGAUACCAAUCUCCUUUACCAGAAGAUCAGGUGAAACCAAACAGUGAAUUUGAUUAUGAGGGAGAGGGUUCUCCUCAUGGCCGAGGCAGGGGCCGUGGUGGCCAUGGUGUAGGAAGAGGAAGAGGAAGUGAAAAUGGACCUAUGGCGGUCAAUUAUGGUGAACGGAAUUGGGACGGUAGGGGGCGCGGAUAUGGUAGGGGAGGUCGGGGACGCGGCAGAGGCCGUGCUUUUAGAGGCCGGGGCAGAGGGCGCUACGGUGGCCAUCCCAACUUUCCGCAAGCCAUUGAUAGCCACAUUGAGGAUGCUCCUCCUGAUCCUGCUCAGGGCCGAGGUCGAGGAAGCGGCGGAGGGCUAAAUCGUCGAGGAAGGGGCCAUGAUGCACGACCAAAUGGUCCGAUCGACGCGGGUGCUGGUGAAGCUCAGUAAAUCCAUUUGUUGCCUGCAAGGCUUUCUUCCUUAUAAUGACUUGGAUGCCUGCCAAGUCCACACUGUUCUUUCUGUCUUUCUUUUUUUUUUUGUUUUAAGAUCAUUAACUCACAGGUUAACCAUAGUUUGUUUUAAGUUGUCUUUGUAAAAUCUGGUCUUUAGGGCUGGUAAAUGUCAUCUUCUUCCCCUCCUUUUCUUAACUGAUCGUAGCAUUCAACCUGUAGAGCAGCGCAUUCUUUUGUUAUAAUUUUUUUUUUUUUUUGCUUGAAAUUUGUGGCUUGACGAAUUAUAUAAU
Messenger RNA from Phalaenopsis equestris, 1318 nucleotides. RefSeq lists its product as uncharacterized. The record is from RefSeq and is a predicted model, not a curated record. Bases 232 to 1023 code for a protein of 263 amino acids. NCBI's taxonomy places the organism in Eukaryota, Viridiplantae, Streptophyta, Magnoliopsida, Asparagales, Orchidaceae. Gene Ontology annotation, molecular function: RNA binding. The transcript has 9 exons.